AAAAAUUUAGAAAAAGCCUUUUAUUGGUAUCAAAAAGCAGCAGAAAAUAUGUAUCAUUUAGCUAAUGAAUGUUAUAAUAAUGGAAAAGGAACAGAAAAGAAUUUGGAAAAAGCCCUUUAUUGGUAUCAAAAAGCAGCAGAAAGUGGUUAUACUGAUGCAAUGUUUAAUUUAGCUGUAUGUUAUAUAAAAGGAAAAGGAACAGAAGUGAAUUUAGAAAAAGCCAAUUAUUGGUAUCAAAAAGCGGCAAUGCAAUACAAACAGAUUAUGAGGUCAUUCUUAAAACAUUUAAUAAUUCAUCAAGUUUAA
Rhizophagus irregularis DAOM 181602=DAOM 197198 is the source of this 306-nucleotide messenger RNA. RefSeq lists its product as uncharacterized. NCBI's taxonomy places the organism in Eukaryota, Fungi, Glomeromycota, Glomeromycetes, Glomerales, Glomeraceae. Gene Ontology annotation, cellular component: mitochondrion. Gene Ontology annotation, molecular function: protein binding. Gene Ontology annotation, biological process: extrinsic apoptotic signaling pathway via death domain receptors. The record is from RefSeq and is a predicted model, not a curated record.